AUGCCUCUGAUAAACGGGCAGAAGAUGGCCUGUGAGCCGUGCAUCCGAGGCCAUCGCUCCACCAAAUGCACACACGCCUCUGAGCGGCUCAUGGUCCCCGUGCGUAAGCCAGGGCGACCGCUCAGUUCGUGUCCGCAUCCCUCGUCACAGCUUUGCGGCUGUGCUGCCGUUACGGCUGCCUUCCCCAAGAAACAGAAAUGCCGCUGUGGCACUUCAGAAAAGGCGCCUGGCCGCAAGGCGGGAGACCAGGAGAGUCCAGAGACGUCCAACGGAUUGGUCACGCCUCCAAGCCCAUCCACGAAAGGAUCCGCAACAAAACCAGCAUACCGCGUGCAGAAAACAAACUCCAAGACUGCCUCUGGCAGGAAACCCAUCGACGCUGCAAGCUUGGAGAGAAUAGAUGCGAGCCAGCUAAACAUUCUAUCAUCUCCUGAAUCGAGGUCUCCACAAUCGCCCAACGGCAGCAUACCCACAAUACCUAUCGGCCAUGGCAUAAUGGGCUUUGUCCCAAAUGGUAAUGCUUUCAACCCUGGCCCAGCUUUAUUUCCUUCAUACCAGGAGGUAGCGUCAGCGAAUCCCAUCGCCGACCACACUGCACCCAAACCGGCACCGUCGAAUGGCCACGCUCACGUCACGAAUGGACAAACUACCCCCCCGGCAGCCGGAAGUUGCUGCGGGAGUGGGAAAUCGACAGCUACCCAAGCAGAUGAACAGCAGACGCCCAUGCCAAACGGGAAACCCAUCAUUAAGAGCGAGCCUGGAAGCUGUUGCUCAUCUGGAGCGGAAAAGCCCGAGAUCAAGCCACACAAACAUAUGCCCAACCAGGUUAACGGCCUGAUGAUGCCGCAGUUUAAUAUUCCGAUGGGCAUGCCAAAUGCCGUGUAUCCUUACAUGGUUCAACCCACUAUAUUCGCAUAUCCACCACAUUACGGCUCUUAUCUUCAACCUCUUCAACCUGAUCAGUAUAGGCAGUUGGUGAUGAUGAAUAUUCCCCAACCAAUGGCGAAUAUUCAGGCUAUGCCAUAUAAUGCGGCCGGCCCGUUGCAGUUGUCUCAGUCCAAUGGCUUGGAGGCGGAUUCAUGGACAGGCCACCAGUGCGACUGCGGAGACUCGUGCCAGUGCGUAGGCUGUGCUACACACCCGUACAACCAACCGACGCAGAAUUACGUGCGGUCUGCCAUGAGCAUUGGAGAGGAUGCGUAUAAGCGUCACAGGCAUUCUGAAAGUGCCCAGAGCAUUCCCAACGGCAAUUACGAGACGGUCUCGCCCGCUAACCACUCGCCGAAUGGCGCUUCGACGCCCGUCAUGGCCAAGGUGGAAGGAACCAUGUCGCCGACAAUGGCGCAGACGCCUUCAGAGGCCAACUCGAGCAUUGGCGAGGAGCCAAUCUUGUCGGCGAAUGACUUUUUCUUCGUUAGCUACCCCUUUGGCGACUCGUGUGAAGGAGAGAUGGCCAGCUGUCCCUGCGGGGAUGACUGCCAGUGUAUUGGCUGCGCCAUACACAAUAGUUCCGCUUCAGCCGAUUUCGAAGGCGUUGAACUUGGACUAUGA
Messenger RNA from Trichoderma harzianum CBS 226.95, 1551 nucleotides. RefSeq lists its product as hypothetical. Gene Ontology annotation, cellular component: nucleus. The record is from RefSeq and is a predicted model, not a curated record. Lineage: Eukaryota; Fungi; Ascomycota; Sordariomycetes; Hypocreales; Hypocreaceae. Gene Ontology annotation, molecular function: copper ion binding; DNA-binding transcription factor activity, RNA polymerase II-specific; RNA polymerase II cis-regulatory region sequence-specific DNA binding. Gene Ontology annotation, biological process: intracellular iron ion homeostasis; positive regulation of transcription by RNA polymerase II; intracellular copper ion homeostasis. Bases 1 to 1551 code for a protein of 516 amino acids. The transcript is spliced from 2 exons.